Molecule: messenger RNA, 3582 nt
Organism: Hipposideros armiger (great roundleaf bat)
Lineage: Eukaryota; Metazoa; Chordata; Mammalia; Chiroptera; Hipposideridae
Gene: AKT1S1
Product: AKT1 substrate 1
Exons: 5
Coding region: 1945-2715 (256 amino acids)
Biological process (GO): negative regulation of protein kinase activity; neurotrophin TRK receptor signaling pathway; negative regulation of TOR signaling
Cellular component (GO): cytoplasm
Source: RefSeq, a predicted model, not a curated record
UGUAAAUAUCUUUUUGUUUUCUGAUGGUCUUAGGCAACCUCUGUGAAAGGUUGAGAACCGCUGCUCUAGACCCUCACUCCCAACUCACCCUCAUUUCACUCUUCGCAGCCCUCUGGCUACUCUAAGAUCUAGGACAGAGAGUUUGAUCCUGGUGUCCCAAAGAAGUGAGAACCCCAGGCCUAGCACUGCCAGGCUGUGUGACCUUGGGCCAGUUUUUUCCUUGCUUUGAGCUUCAGCGUCCUUCCUCAUAAGAUGGGGAUUACCCAAGGAGCUGUGAGACCUUGAGCACCUCCCAGUUGUUAGGUUUUAGAGUCCAGCUGACAGCAAUUUCAGCCCCACUUCUGCCCUUCCUAGCUGUGUGUCUUUGGGCCAGUGCCUGAAGCUCUUUUCAGCCUCACUUUCCCUCUCCAGACUAGGAGAUCGUAAAUCUUUCCUCACAAAGCAGGCAGGAAGACAUUCGGGAUUCAGAACAGGCUCGGGAUUCAGAACAGGCUCUGGCUGCAGACUGCCAGAUCCAGGUCCCCAGCUCUCCACUCCAGCUGUCUGACCCUGGUCAAGAUCUUGACUCUCCCUGGGUCUCAGUUACAACUGUGAAGUGGGGCAAUAAUAGCUCCUCCCUCAUAGGGCUGAUGAGAGUGGGAUGAGAACGUUGACACACUCAGGUCCCUGGCUGGCAUGUGGGAAGGACGGAAUGAACUUGCUGUGGGGUUUGUCCGAAAAGGUGCUGAUUGUGUUGUCAUUGCGUUUGGCUUCUGGCAAGGGCUCGUGCUCUGGUUGCCUUAUUUGUGAGGUAACAGCUCUCACUUUGGUGGGUCAGGUAGGAGGUGAGAUGAGUCUCUGCACAGAGUAGGCACUCAGCAAACACUGGCUUCUAUGAUUGUAAGCCACAAAAGUGAAUUGAAAUCAAAUUACUGUUACCGUGGUGAGCUGGAUCACAACCCAGCUUGAAUCCCUCCAGUGACGGGGUGCUCACUUCUUCCCCGAGGAGGCUCCUUAGUUGCCCAGCAGCCCUGGCUCAACCACUGGUUUGUAGGGGGAGGAAAGGCACAGAGAAGGCCAGUGAGGGUGCCAGGUCACACAGAAGGGCAGGAAGCUAGCCCAUGUGCCCUUUGCUCUUCUCACCUCAUAAGGAGAUUUGUCCAGCAGAUUGUCCGCUUACAGCAGACCUGUCCUGGGGACACAGAUCCCUCAUCUUGGUUUGCUCACAGUAGGAUAGAGGAGGCAGAGGUACAACUGUUACAAGCUCGAGUGACACAAGCUCUAAUGGAGGUAGCCCAGGGCAUUGUGGGUCUAGGGAAGGCGUCUCCAUCCUGGGACAUCAGGGAAGUCUUCCAGAGGAACUGCCGGAACGGUGUUGUAGGAAGGACAAAAGCUUUGAGGGUGGAGUCCAGGCGCAGACAACAGCUUGCACACCAUUUUUCAUUCGGCCCCGCUCUGAGGCCUGCCAUGUGCUGCACAAGGCUACUGGCUCAGAGAUGAACCCAACAGGCCCCAACAUGGGGCUCCUACACUGGCUGGGGAGAUGGAUCCAGAAAGUACUCCCCGGAGACAUAUGUCCAAGAAUGGGGGUCGCUCAGAUGUUGGAGUCCAUGAGGCAAGGAAGGGCUGACCCUAUAGGAGUGAGGGAAAGACUGACAGGUAAAUAGAGGAUGAGUGGUGCAGGUAUGGGAUGGGGGCGCCUUGACUAAAGGCCUCUGUCCUCAGAAGUCUGGAAGGCUGUAAGGCCGGGAGUGGGGCCGGACCGGUAGGCCCUCCAGUGCUCCAGGCUGAGGGGCUGUGACCUUGUCCUGGGGAUGCUGGGGAGGAGCAGGUUCAUCUCCAGGUAUAGAAGGACCUCCAUGGUGCUGUGUGCUGGUCUCACUGGAAGCUGGGAGGUGCCAGGCGAGGCUGGGAUGAUGGGCAGGACAGCAAUGACCAACAAAUAUAAUACAAGCCAGGGCUUGGAUGGCGUCGGGGCGCCCCGAAGAGCUGUGGGAGGCUGUGGUGGGGGCUGCCGAGCGCUUCCGGGCCCGGACAGGCACGGAGCUGGUGCUGCUGACCGCUGCGCCACCUCCGCCACCCCGCCCAGGCCCCUGCGCCUAUGCAGCCCAUGGCCGUGGAGCCCUAGCCGAGGCUGCCCGCCACUGCCUCCAGGACAUCGCCCAGGCCCACAGGGCUGCCGCCACUGCCCGGCCCCCCGUGCCCCCACCAGUACCACAGCCAUCCAGCCCCGCACGGAGCCCACCCAGGCCUGCCCUGGCCAGAGAGGAAGAUGAGGAAGACGAAGAUGAGCUGACAGAGACAGAGACCUCUGGGGAGCGGCUGGGCGUCAGUGAUAAUGGAGGGCUCUUUGUGAUGGAUGAGGAUGCCACGCUUCAGGACCUGCCCCCCUUCUGUGAGUCGGACCCUGAGAGCACAGACGAUGGCAGCCUGAGCGAGGAGACCCCCGCUGGCCCCCCAGCCUAUUCAGUGCCCCCGGUCUCAGCGCUGCCCACACAGCAAUACGCCAAGUCCCUGCCUGUGUCCGUGCCCAUCUGGCCCUUCAAGGAGAAGAGGACAGAAGCACGGUCGUCGGAUGAGGAGAACGGGCCGCCUUCCUCGCCGGACCUGGACCGCAUCGCGGCGAGCAUGCGCGCCCUGGUGCUGCGGGAGGCUGAGGACACCCAGGUCUUCGGGGACCUGCCGCGACCGCGGCUCAACACCAGCGACUUCCAGAAGCUGAAGCGGAAAUAUUGAGGCCCAGGGAGGGAACCUCCUGGCCUGGCAUCCGCCCUGUCCCACACUACACCCCCGCCCCGCCCCCGGGGCCCGCCAAUCCGAGUCAGAUCCGGGACCGGCCUAAGCCCCAGUCCCAGCCAAUCGCCGCCGCCCUUCCAGCCCACCACCCGAGUCCGCGCCUCGGAGCGGGACUUAAGCAGGUUCCCAGUAGGGUCCGUUGACUCAUUCUGCCCAACGACAGAUCCUUUCUGUUAAGGGAUUAGCUAGCUCCCGGAUGGGCGUGGCUAGUUCUAAGCCCUAAAUGGGUUGAUUUCAUCGUUUUCUGCCGAGUGACAAGGGCUUUGCUCGCACGGCGUUGGCUCCAUCCUUGAAAGCACAGUCGGGCCCCAGGAUUGGGUGGUGGCCCUCUACUCAGUCUGGUGGGUCUUGACAAAAUGUCCCAAGACUCACCACCUGAGUUCUACUUGGUUGGCUCCAGCCUCUUCGGGGCGUGGCCAAGCCCUCCUGUGCCCAGGAUUGGCCUGUGGCCUUAAAUUUACGUUCUUUACACUACUGGGGCUAGGGUUUUUACUAAAUCCUGACAACUGAUCCCUCUAGCCCCCUCCUCAGGGAUGGCCCAAUCCUGUCCCUGCCUGUGACAUGCUCAACUGGUUCCAUCCCAUAACAUCCUGCCAAUUGAAGCCCGUCCUUGCAUCGCAUCCAGGACGAUACCAGCUCCCGUCCCUCUCCCCUCACCCCCACAGGUGCCUUACAGGGCCCUCCUCCACCCAAGGUGGGGGGCAGGGGCCCUCACUCUCCGGCCCUGAUGUGGGGGAGAGAGUGGGGGGUGGGGAUCGCGAGUUGGGAGGGGCGCUCUGAGAUUAAAGAGUUACCUCUGUCAAAUGA